Lolium perenne is the source of this 414-nucleotide messenger RNA. NCBI's taxonomy places the organism in Eukaryota, Viridiplantae, Streptophyta, Magnoliopsida, Poales, Poaceae. The record is from RefSeq and is a predicted model, not a curated record.
AUGGCGUCGCCGGCGAGGGCAAUGAUGGCGCUGCUGCUGCUUCUGUCGACGGCGGCCGUGUUCACGGCCCAGCAGCACGACUACGGCGACGCCCUCCGCAAGAGCAUCCUCUUCUUUGAGGGCCAACGGUCCGGCCGCCUACUCCCCUGCCAGCGCGUGCGCUGGCGGCGCGACUCGGCCCUCAACGACGCGUUCCGGGACCACUCGUGCUGGGAGCGGCCGGAGGACAUGGACACCCCUCGGACGGUCUACAAGGUGGACACCACGCACCCGGGGUCCGACAUCGCUGCCGAGAUCACCGCCGCGCUGGCCGCCGCCUCCAUCGUGUUUCGGGAGGCCGACCCGGCGUACUCCGCGGCGUGCAUAACGUGGAGAAGCAUGGCGUGCGCGGCGGCUCGGCGUCCCUCGGCAUAA